UCUCUUCAAGAUGCUUUCCGAGACCCGUCGUCGCCAUUUCAUAUUGUUCCAGGACAGGCAGGUCCUGAAUCCCCGGAUUCUCCCUCACUUCCAGACCCUACACCAUCCCAGUCCCAGUCUAGCGACCCCACUAUAGUUGGCUCGUUGGCAGAGAACGCCAGAGCUAAGCUGAUUUCUAUGGGUUAUGAUUCAGGGUCGUUAUGGGAGCAGAGUAUUGCAUGGGGGCACCAUGACUCAUUUCGACACGUUAACAAUGCACACUACCUGCGAUUUAUCGAAUCGGGUCGCAUGGUAUGGCUCAUGGCCCUCGGAAAAGUUCUCGGGGGUGAGGACCGUGUCAAGGCGAUGCUCGCGGGUCAGGGCGUCUCACUCAUACUCAAAUCAGCAAACAUUAACUUUAGAAGACCGGUGACGUUUCCUGACACACUUUUGGUUGGUCACAAGCCGAUCAUCUCUUCGAGCCGCACGCAUUUUACUCUGAACGCUGCGCUUUAUUCGUAUGAACAACAAGCGGUCGUUGCGGACUCGGAUAGCGUGCUUGUUUGGUACGACUACGACAGCCUGAGGAAAUGCGACCCUGGGGAUGACACAUGGCGCAUUAUGAAAGCUGCCUCACAUGAUGGUCAAGUGUAG
Suillus bovinus is the source of this 633-nucleotide messenger RNA. Its product is annotated as HotDog domain-containing protein. The record is from RefSeq and is a predicted model, not a curated record. Gene Ontology annotation, molecular function: fatty acyl-CoA hydrolase activity. The annotation marks the transcript as partial. The transcript is spliced from 5 exons. NCBI's taxonomy places the organism in Eukaryota, Fungi, Basidiomycota, Agaricomycetes, Boletales, Suillaceae.